Microbotryum saponariae is the source of this 3158-nucleotide messenger RNA. The record is from the annotation of a GenBank genome assembly. Lineage: Eukaryota; Fungi; Basidiomycota; Microbotryomycetes; Microbotryales; Microbotryaceae.
AUGCCGCCUACUCGAGCUCGAUCCCAACCCUUAAGGGGAACGACUGCUGCUACUGCAUCAGCAGUGAUUGCACCGGACACCCAACCCGCCUCCACUUCGGCCAUGUUUCAGAGCUCUCGACCAGCUCGAGGACGCAGGGUGGGGCAAGUGGAGGAGGUGACUGAGACGACUGCUGGUUUGAGGGCCACGAGUGGAAGAGGUAGAAAGAGAGCGAGGACGGUAGAGAGAGAUGCCGAAGUGGUGGAAGAGGAGGUCGGCGUCCCGAAGCGCAUGACCCGAGCCAUGAGCGCCUCUCUCGGCCUCAAAGCCACCGCCCGAGAACCCACAACCCUCCAACCCAAACCCAAGGCCUCGAAAUCCACUACCCCACCCAACGCUGUCCAAAUAGUCGAACAACAUCCUUCCGACCAACCGCCCGAAUUCGAAGGGGAGGCAAGCGAGUCCCUCAAUUCGGAUGACGACCUCGAAUCACCUGAAACUAUUAUCAGUCGACUGUCCCCCAUCAAGCAGGUGAUGAGGAACGUAUCGCCUCGGAGAAAGAGGGAGAACAAGGAGGAGGUGGAAGUGGAGGUCGAGGUGAGCAGGUUUAUGGGACCUGCUUCGAGGAAGAGGAAGAUUGAGGAGAUGCAGAAGAAGAAGAGGGAGAGGAAUAAGGGUAUGGGAAAGGAGAGGGAGGAGGAACCGAGUCCUACCCCUCCCCCUCCCCCUGUUGCUCCUGCUCCUGUGGAGAGCAAAGGCAAGAGGAACAGGUCCAAAGAGAAACUUCCCGAACCCGUCAUGGAAGAGCCGGAGGAACAGGCCGCGUCCGAGGCAGAAGAAGAGGUCUCACCCCAACCCCAAGAAGGGGAACGUCCGCAUCAAGAACAAGACAACGCCGACGAAGAGGAGGAGAUCGAUCAACUCCAAAGCUCCGACUCGGAUGGGGAGGGGCUCGUUAUGCAACUCGAGUCGCCUAGGAAGAGGAAGCCCAGGACCAAGACUUAUGGCAAGAAGAGAACGAGGGGCGUGGACAAGGCGCAGGAGAAGACGGUGGCGAAGAAAAGGAUUCCGAUGAAGGCCAAGACACCGACGCAGACCAAGUCCCCGGCGAAGACCCAGACACCGACCAAGGCGAAAAGCCCGUCGAAGGCAAAGAGUCCUGCCAAAGCCACGACGUCGACCCAGGCCAGCUCCUCGACCCAAACGAAAGUGCCUCGUGCCAGCGCGCGAAAACAACCCGCUCGAUCCAGCCAGGCCAGACCCGUCGUGAAAGAAGCCGUACCCUCCGACAACACCGACGAUGACGAUGACGAUGACGACAUCGAAUAUGACGAAUCCGAAUCCCUCGAGAUCGACCGACCCGACGACCCUAAACGACCUUACUCUUUCAUGCAUGUCGUCCCUCAAACUCGAAGACGUAAGGAACCUGAUUGGGAACCGGAUUGUAUUUGGUUGUAUCCCAAGAAAUGGGAACAAGGGAGGUUGGAGAGGAUGAAGCAAAAGAUUGAGGUGGGUCCUUGAUUCGCAUGCCUAGUUCGGUUUUGGCUUCGCUAAAAGGCGUUUGACUGGCACUGGGUCCGGGAACUUUAAUCCCACAGGAGAAUGGAGGCAAAGUCGUCGACGAUCUGGGGGAAGCAACGAUCGCGCUCUUCCCUCCUGUCGAACCCCUUAGGUAUAACAAAGCCGUACUUGAGGCUCUUGGGAAACGUACGUGCAAUAAUCUCAGCACUUUGCAGGCACGUCACCUGGGAGCUUACCGGACCCCUUCCCCUCUGUCCUCAGACGUGAUCCCCCUCCGUUCCUGCUGGGUGACCGACAGUCUCAAACUAUCCCGUCGCCACGACGUAGCCUACCGCUGUUCCCUCGCCGACAAACAAGGCUGGUUAAUACGUCCCCUCCCUCCACAAAAAGCGCGUACGAUCCUCCAAAAAAUCGAUUCGAAUUCUCCGCUGAGGAGGAGGACAGAAUUUACAAGAGAAGAGGUGGAGGCUUUUGCGAGGUUUAAGAGUCGGUUCGGCAAGCUGGAGAGGUAUAAGAAGGAGGCGAGUGACUCGGUCAUGAUCAGGAGCUUUAUGGACAAGGUUAGUAGUGGGUCCGGGGAGGGUGGGCUUCCUAAAGGAAGAAGUGGAAACCGAUUAAUCUUCUUCUGUUCUGGCGUGUCGCAGCAUCGGACACCUCACACUUUCGAAUCAUGGAAGAACUUUUACAAGGCUGUCAACAAUCGAGAACGAGUUGAUCGGCUGGCUGCGCAGUUUCAAGAGGAAGAGAGGGAAGGGAGGAGAGCGGGGAAGGGGAAGGGGAGGGGGAGAGGUGAAAGGAGGGGGACUUUGACGGGAUGGCUUGAAGCUGAGAAGGGGGAGACGGAGGAGGGCGAGCAAGAAGAGGAGGAGGAAGAGAAUGAGAUCGUAAGAGACGAUGAAGAGGAGGUGGUGGUGGAUCAGUCUGUGAAGGGGUAUCUCGUACAGCAAGAGAGGGGGGAGGAAUCGGAUCCUGAACCUUCGCCGAAGAAGAGAAGGAUGACGAACGAACCUACCACGCCUAAGGCAACCCCGUCGAAAGAUCGAUCGCCGACUAAGAACGCAAAGUUGCGAUCGUCUCCGAGGAAGGGUCUGCAGACGACCCCGCUAAGGAAUACGGCAAGGGACAAAGGACAAACGCAGGCGAGUCAAGGACGCAAGUUCCAAGCUGCUCCGCCUUCGAGCAAACGAUCACGAGAGCCCGUGCGUACUCGCAUCGUGGAUUACACCAGCUCGGAGGAAGAAAUGGAGGAGGAGCUCCCCGUUGCCAAUUCAUCCAAGAAGCCCACAUCGUCGAACCCCGAGCGACCACCUCCUCCCCUGAGCUCCCAGUUCGUCCCCGAAGCGUUCGCCUCCCGCGCGAAGAAAUUCCACGUGCCCCCCUCCACCGUCGAAGCCUUCUGGUUCUCCUGCACUUCCGACUGGUACCUCGUAGAUCGCUUAAUCGCCCGCUACGCCGGUCGUUCUCCCAGCCAUACCGAAUUCAACCCCGAUUCAAGCGGGUUCGAAAGUAAUCUCUGGAGGAGAAGCCAGGACGAGGCGUUGGAAAAAGGGCUGUCCUUAGUAACCGAUAAGACGAAGGAGGAGUGUAUGACGAGGAGACAAUUUUUGAAGGAUUUGGAGAGGUAUAGAGGUUUGUUCAAGUACUUUGAUGAGAUUUGA